Molecule: messenger RNA, 2682 nt
Organism: Psammomys obesus (fat sand rat)
Lineage: Eukaryota; Metazoa; Chordata; Mammalia; Rodentia; Muridae
Gene: Erfe
Product: erythroferrone
Exons: 8
Coding region: 1-1023 (340 amino acids)
Biological process (GO): positive regulation of D-glucose import across plasma membrane; positive regulation of insulin receptor signaling pathway; negative regulation of gluconeogenesis
Molecular function (GO): hormone activity
Source: RefSeq, a predicted model, not a curated record
AUGGCCUCGGCCCGCAGCCCCGUCGGAGCGAGCCUGCUGCUCGCCUACGCCAGCCUGCUCGCCGCCGUGGGCCUGGGUGUCCCGGAGCCCGUGGGGAACCCCGCACGGCCGCAGCUGCCCGGGGCCGAGCCCGCCCCGCCCGCCGACAGCCUGCCGAAGCCCACCAGUGCACAUGCACACAGCGUGGACCCCAGGGAUGCCUGGAUGCUCUUUGUCAGGCAGAGCAACAAGGGCAUCAACAGCAAGAGGAGGAGCAGGACCAAGGCCAGGCGACUGAAGCUUGGCCUGCCGGGACCCCCAGGGCCACCAGGUCCUCAGGGCCCCCCAGGCCCCUUCACCCCACCUGAGGCUCUGUUGAAGGAGUUCCAGCUGUUGCUGAAAGGCGCAGUGCGGCAGCGGGAGAACUUGGCGCCCGGGCGCUGCACCAGCGACCUCACCACACCAGCCUCGGGCAGCCCCUCCCGCGUCCCAGCCGCCCAGGAGAGUGACGGCCACCAGGACCCGGGGGCUGUGUUGGCGCUGCUGGCCGCGACCUUGGCCCAGGGCCCGCGGGCGCCCCGCGUGGAGGCCGCGUUCCACUGUCGUCUACGCCGGGACGUGCCGGUGGAGCGGCGGGCGCUGCACGAGCUCGGGGUCUACUACCUGCCCGACGUGGAGGGAGCCUUCCGCCGGGGCCCAGGCUUGAACCUGACCAGCGGCCAGUACACCGCACCCGUGGCUGGCUUCUACGCACUCGCCGCCACUCUGCACGUGGCAUUCACAGAGCAGCCGAGAAGGGGUCCCCUGCGACCCAGGGACCGUCUGCGCCUGCUGAUCUGCAUCCAGUCUCUUUGCCAGCACAAUGCCUCCCUGGAGACUGUCAUGGGGCUGGAGAACAGCAGCGAGCUCUUCACCAUCUCGGUAAACGGUGUCCUGUAUCUGCAGACGGGACACUACACCUCCGUCUUCCUGGACAAUGCCAGCGGCUCCACCCUCACGGUGCGCAGCGGCUCCCACUUCAGCGCUAUCCUCCUGGGUCUGUGAGUGGCUGCUGCAGGCUCUUACCUCACCAAGCAGAGUGCAGGAGGAAGCCCACUGGACUUCUGUAUCUGUACACCCUGGCCACUGCAAUGCCUCAGCACAGCCACCCUAGGCAUUCCUGCAGAGGUGAUGGAAGCAGGUUCUCUGAGAACCAGCAGCAAUUUGUGAAUAUCGUAAGCCCUGCUUGGCUCUUCUGGGACCACCGGGCAUACUUGGUAGCCACAGCUGCAGAGCUGGCACCUUUGUGGCUCCAUACAGCCUGAUUCCUUCCUGUGGCUCAGCAUCCUAGCCAGGCCACUAUCUGGACCAGCCAGCCUGCACAGGGCAGGGCUAUUGUGAAAUGACUAUAGGUCCUUAGUGCUCAAGAGGGGAGCCCAGGCCUUCUUGGACCACACACCCUGUCUACCUAGGUUCCAGGCCCAUAUACAGCCAUAUUUACCAUGCCUCUGACUGCAGUGCAGCCUCAGCGACCUAGGGACUUCAGGGGCCAGCAAGCCUGCAUCUGGCAGCAGUUUCUACUUUUGGGGUAAGCAAGAUGACCUGCAGGCCCCCUAGUGGGCACCUCAACAUACAGGAGCUGUCCUCCUCUGUCGUCUCUCUCACAGACAAGGCCGUCUUCCCCCUCUACAAAGGCUGCCAGCCAACCAGCCAGCCCUUCCGAGGUUCUGGCUCACGGCUAGGACACACCCACUAGGCAAAGGCUGAGCAGUCAUGGACACAGGCCACUUGCUCCAAGCUCCCUUCCUGAGACCUACUGCAAAAGGGGUGGCCUGGCUGAGUGGGCAGCCUGGGGGUGGAGAAACUGGCGGAGGGCUCUUCCCAUGAGAAGCUGCAGGACUGUCAGCCUGCAGCUUGUUUCAAUGCAGUCUUCCCAUUUUUAACAUGAUUGGGGACCAGCUUCCAAAUGUGCAGUGGAGUGGACUGGGCCCGCCAGGCCCCCGGAGGCCUGCUGAUGAGGGUUGACAACCAGUACCCACAGCAACCCACAGGCUGCUUUGGGAUCUCUUGGCCUAUCAGGGGUGCUCAAGCCUGGGACCUCAGGAUGAGGUCACUGUAUCAGAAUGCCCUUAUGACUUCUCCCCAAGCAGGCUGCCAACACGGAGCACCAGGUGAAUGGAGGGCUGUCCAUCGGCAGGCCUGGCCCGAUUCUAAGUAGGGCUGGUACCCACCCUACCAGGAAGCACUGUGCUGGCCUGGGUCCUGACUCCCUGGCACUUCGAUAAGGACAGGGGGUGGACACACCCUUCUCUGGAUUUCACUCUGUAUCCAGUGGGCACAGCCAUGUUAGAGGAGUUAUCUUCUACCCUGGAGAAGGCCACAUGAGCACAUAUCUCACCUUUCAGCAACUGUGCUAUACAGGCAGCUUUAAAGUGUCAUAUUGCUGGGCAGAGUGCUUUUAAGGAGCAGAUCACACACAAAGCCAUGACAAUGACGGGCAGACCUGAAGACCAUGCCCUUCUCUUUCCAGGCCCCUCACCAAAGACGACGACGAGGGGUAGGCGCUAUAAAGCAAGGAGAGAUGCCUGUAGUCUUGAGGCUGCCGCCGAAGGCGGCAAGGGAGACCACAGUGCCAAGUGUCCCCGAGACAGAAGCACCCAGGGAUGUGGGUCACAGCCUCUAGGGCACGAAAUGAUUCCUGGGUUGCCACAAGGAUUUGCUGAA